CGCUCUGAGUUUCACGUCGCCAUGGCUGACAGAGGCUGGCCAGACUGUGCGAAGAGUUUGAAAGGUGUUGUGCUGGACUUGUGCGGCGUUUUAUAUGACAGCGGGGAGGGCGACGGCGUAGCUAUACCCGGCUCCAUUGAAGCCGUGCAAAGGCUCAAGACGUCCGAUCUGCAGCUUCGCUUCUGCACCAACGAGACCCAGGCCACCAGAGAGAAGUUUGUGGCCAAGCUGCAGAGGCUGGGCUUUGACAUUUCUGUGUCUGAGGUAUUCUCUCCUUCUCCUGCAGCAGUAGCUGUGCUUAAGCAGAGAGGUUUGCGGCCUCACCUGCUGGUUUAUGAUGGAGUUCUCCCUGAGUUUGACAGUGUUGACCAGACCAACCCAAACUGUGUGCUCAUCGGAGAUGCAGCUGAAAACUUCUCCUACCAGAACUUGAAUGAGGCAUUCAGGGUCCUAAUGGGCCUGGAGAAGCCAGUGCUGUUCUCUCUGGGCAGAGGGAGAUACUACAAGGAGACAGAUGGUUUAAAACUAGAUGUUGGGGUUUACAUGAAGGCUCUGGAGUAUGCCUGUGAUUUAGAGGCUGAAGUCAUUGGAAAGCCUUCCCCCAUGUUCUUCCAGAGUGUUCUCAGUGACAUGGGCCUUCAGCCUUGCGAGACUUUAAUGAUUGGGGACGAUUUGGUGAACGAUGUCGGUGGAGCCCAGCACUGUCGUAUGAAAGGUGUACAAGUCCGGACUGGCAAAUACAGGCCCAGUGACGAGAGGCACCCAACGGUGACGGCUGACGGCACUGUGGACACUCUGGCCCAGGCUGUGGACAUGAUCCUCGCUCAGAGGGGGCACUGAGGACAAGGCGGGGGACGCCAGAAAAUGUUCCACUUACUGUGGCCGUGCGUGAUACGGGCUUGUGACUGGUAGUGUGUUCUCAUGGUUUGUAUGUUUUACCGUGACGGUGUACUGCGUCGUGACAUUUUAGUACUCCAGUGACAUUUGCACAAGUAUAACCCAGAGGGAUAGUGUCGAACCCUGUGUGGCUGCACUGUGCAUUUGUUGGUACACGACUGGCAUAGAUAAGAUACCACGAGCUGACAUGGACGCGUCUGUAACCAGCUGCCGACUGACGGUUAGAAGGGAAAGUAAAGCUGUGCGCCGUCGUUGAGACUUUGCCAAUGCAGCUCUGCGAGAUUAUGUCGGAGCGACUGCACGCAUAGAUACCGUGAAAUGAAGUUGUUUUCCAUUUUUAACACGCAGUGAUUAUUGUAUCCAGCAGCCUGUUGAAUGUAGGGAAGGCUGUUGACACUCACUCCACAUGCACCGUCCUAAUAGAGUAGCAGGGAGUUGUCAGCAAUGUGACUAAUAUAAAUAAAGCUAUUUUACUUGCCUGUGA
Solea senegalensis (Senegalese sole) is the source of this 1381-nucleotide messenger RNA. RefSeq names its product phospholysine phosphohistidine inorganic pyrophosphate phosphatase. Bases 22 to 840 code for a protein of 272 amino acids. Gene Ontology annotation, biological process: dephosphorylation. Lineage: Eukaryota; Metazoa; Chordata; Actinopteri; Pleuronectiformes; Soleidae. The transcript is spliced from 7 exons. The record is from RefSeq and is a predicted model, not a curated record. Gene Ontology annotation, molecular function: phosphatase activity; inorganic diphosphate phosphatase activity. Gene Ontology annotation, cellular component: cytosol.